AUGACCAAGGAAAUUAUAGAUUUUCUCCAAUUACAUGGUGAAUCUCUAUACCAAUCUUGGGAACGCUUCAAAGAGCUUCAAAGAAAUUGUCCGCAUCAUCAUCUAGGUAGAGAACACCUUAUCUCUAUCUACUACAAUGGUACCAAUGAGCGUACACGGGCAACUAUCGAUGCGGCAUUGGGAGAAUCACUUAUGAAGAAAACUUAUGAUGAGGCCAACAAUUUGCUAGAGGAACUCGCUACAAAUAGUUGUUCUAGGUCAACCGAGCGGUUGAGGCAACCACCUCAAAAGGGUAUAAUGACCCUCGAACAAACCCAAGAAUUUGAAGCAAUGAAAGCUAAAAAUGCGACACUUCUAGCACAGCUCGAGAUGUACAAACAACAAGCUAAUCAAAUCAAUUAUGUCAAUGGGCAAAGGCAAGGCAAUGACCCAUAUUCCAACACCUACAAUCCAGGGUGGAGGAAUCAUCCUGACUUUGCAUGGAGGGACAAUUUGGGUCAAGCCAAUGCCAACCCAAACAUAGGAGGGGCAAAUUUUCAAGGAGGAAACCGUCGUCCUCUAAACCAAGGCAACUUCAACAACUAUCGGCCACAAUAUCCUCCCGGUUUUCAACAAACUUGGAAUGCGGAUGAAGGGAGCAAACUUGAUAAGCUUAUUGAGGAAACUCAAAUUUCUCAACUUGCCAUCUCGCUUCAAAAUAGAGCUCAACGUGGUCUACCAUCUACAACGGAGUCAAAUCCAAGGGAGCAAGUAAAAGCUAUUGAACUUCGAAACGGGAAAGAACUUGAUGAUCAACAUGCAAGUAAAGAGAAAGCGAUUGAUCUAACAACGGGCUCGAAUGAGGAGGAAGAAACCGAACUUCCAUAUGUCAAGCCGCCACCGCCACCUCCUCCUCAAUUCGUGCCAAAAGUCCCCUUUCCGGGACGAUUAAAGAAGACGCCGGACAACCAAAAAUUCCAUAAAUUUCUGGAAAUUUUCAAGAAACUCCAAAUCAACAUAAGCUUUGCGGAUGCUUUGCGGGCAAGUAUCAAUCUAAUGCCUUUAUUUCUUUUCAGGGAUAUUUCUGGUGAUCAAACUUUGAAGCAAACAUCGAUGAUGCUUCAUUGGCAGACCAUUCACUCAAAAAGCCAUACGGAGUGGUGGAAGAUGUUCUAG
Molecule: messenger RNA, 1155 nt
Organism: Mercurialis annua (annual mercury)
Lineage: Eukaryota; Viridiplantae; Streptophyta; Magnoliopsida; Malpighiales; Euphorbiaceae
Exons: 4
Coding region: 1-1155 (384 amino acids)
Source: RefSeq, a predicted model, not a curated record